Engraulis encrasicolus (European anchovy) is the source of this 3748-nucleotide messenger RNA. RefSeq names its product transmembrane protein 106Bb (gene tmem106bb). The record is from RefSeq and is a predicted model, not a curated record. NCBI's taxonomy places the organism in Eukaryota, Metazoa, Chordata, Actinopteri, Clupeiformes, Engraulidae. The transcript is spliced from 8 exons. The coding region runs from base 109 to 903 and encodes 264 amino acids.
UUCUGAGUGCGCAUGUCAGUGGGCUUGUAGGAUAAACAAGAGCUGCAUGACCUAAAGCUACCGCACAGAUCACAUUCAAAAUCGCUUUCAGCCCUACUAGGCGCAGCCAUGGGCAAGUCUCUGUCUCACCUGUCGAAGCACGGUUCCCACGACGACAGCCAGGACAGCCUGACGUCGUGCCCGGACCCGGGUGACGAUGGCAAGGGAGGGGACGUCUCCCAGUUCCCCUACGUGGAGUUCACCGGCCGGGACAGCGUCACCUGCCCCACCUGCCAGGGCACAGGACGCAUCCCACGAGGUCAGGAGAACCAGCUGGUGGCAUUGAUUCCCUACAGUGAUCAGCGGCUAAGGCCCAGGAGAACUAAGCUGUACGUGACCGCGUCAGUGCUGGUGUGUCUGCUGAUCUCCAGCCUGGCUGUCUUCUUCCUGUUCCCGCGCUCCAUUGACGUCUCCUACGUUGGGGUCAAGUCCGUGUACGUCACCUACGACCAGACCAAGCGCAUCGUCUAUCUCAACAUCACUAACACUCUGAACAUCACCAAUAACAACUACUACUCCGUGGAGGUGGCUAACGUCACGGCUCAGGUGCAGUUCUCCAAGACCGUCAUCGGCAAGUCUCGCAUCAGCAACAUCACCACCAUCGGACCGCUGGACAUGAAACAGAUUGACUACAUGGUUCCAACGACUAUAGCAGACGAGAUGAGCUAUAUGUAUGACUACUGCACCCUACAGACCAUUAAGGUGCACAACAUCGUCGUCAUGAUGCAGGUGAUGGUGACGACGGUGUAUUUCGGCCACGCGGAGCAGGUCUCCCAGGAGAUGUACCAGUAUGUGGACUGCGGGGGCAACACCACCUCUCUGCACGCCCACCCCUCCUCCCUGGGGGGCCUGCCCCCCCACUAGUAACCACGGCAACCAGAGGAUGCCCACUCCCCACCCCAACACAUCUCAGCCCACCACACUUGCUCCUGUAAACAUGGAAAGCAUCCCAUAUAGAAGUACACACGCACACACACGUACACGUACACACACACACAAUUUCCAUGAGUGAUCCCACUAACAAGCACAUACUUCACUCCACACACAUCACUCUCCACUAACACACACACACACACACACACACACACACACACACAGGAAGCCUUUUGCGGAUGGUCUGCUGCUUCCCAUCUCCUUUCCUCCCCCUGAUUGUGACUCACUCUCCUGACCUGGAUCUCCCCCAUACCCGGGCCGGAUGCCAGCCUGAAGCAGGCCGGAUCUCAGCAGGAGAGUGAGAGUGGAUCUUGUGACUGGGCUAAGACUCUAAAUCAUGUGUCUGCAUCCUAGGCCACACAUCCUAGCACCCACCCCACAAAAAAAAAUGAUAUGGAGCAUCUGACGCGUAUAGAUACACACACAUGCACACGCACACACAUCUCACUGCACUUUAAUGUCGGAGUCCCCAGUCGUUGCGUAAUUCCAAGGUGUCCCCAUGAACAUUCUCAGUGCCACUUUGUCCCAAGCGACACCCCCCCACACCCCCCCCGCCCCCCUUCCCAGGCUGUGUGUGCUUGCGUGCGUACUGUAUGUGUGUGCGUGCAUGUGUUCAGGUUUCCUACGUGUGUCUUUCAAUACAGCCCUGCUGUGGAUGGUAGUUCUCUAAGCUAGAAAGUCAGGAUUCUUGUAGACUUGACUACACCCACCCGGCCUAUGGUCCAGCUCCGGGGCAGAGUCUGGUCCUGUGGCCUCUUGGUUCUCUCUCCCCCACUGUUCCAAUUAUGACAUCACCAUCGCCAUGGAGAUGACCUCUGACCUCCUGCAUAAGCUUGGUCACAGGUGUCGGCAUAGGUAGAUUUUAGACUGAAGUUGAAGAGAGUUGAUCCCAAGGGGACAUUAGAAUUGUGGGUCUCUGCUCUCCACGCCCUCUCUGCUGAUUUCCAGUAUUUAUGUUAGUAUGACCUCACUUGUUUCUCUUACCUCAGUGCAAACUUCUACCCAGCAGUGCAAAGCCCUGCCCCUCCUCAGAACAUUUCUCACUAUGACGAUGACCUAUGACCUUCAUUGAUCUAGUGCUCUAGUAGGAUCUCAUGUUUUCCGUUACCUCUCUGCAGACUUCCUCACGCCCCCUAAAUCACCAUCCCAGCCCGUAGUGCAUGAUCGCCCAUCACGACGACCUGUGACCUCACCCGACAGUGUUCUAGAAUGACCUUGCGUGUCUUUUGUUACCUCACUACACCCCAGUGGCACUACCCCACACCUCCUCCUCCUCCUCCUCAGACGAUCAUUACCACAUUACCAUGGCACAUGGCUUUGUUGAUUGUGUUCUAGAAUGGUGGUAUGGGGUUCUAGAAUGCCCCCAAUAACACCCAGCCCUACCCCUCUCCAUCAGCCCUCAACUUCCAUCAUGCCUACCCUAUGUUGACCUCUUCCUCUGUCAUUGGAUAAAAAUCAAAACACCCCUGCAGUGGUUGCGCCCUCUAUCGCCCCCUUGUGGUGUUACCAAGAACAUUCCUGCUCGCCACCUCCAUUUGUUAAAGAAAAAAAAAACCUUGACCUCCCAUCAGUCCCUGCAAGUCAAGACCGACACAGCUAGUUCCGAAAGUAGCCAAGUGAGACUGCCCAGUCCAGCCUGGUCAAGCACUAUCCCCCUCCCAUGAAAAAUAAGAAGAGUUGGACUGCUGUAAAAGUCCCAAUGAUUAGAACCCCGACCCACAAAUAUGUGGUCCAAUACUACAAAAACACAACAGGGAAAGGUCUAGAAUCAAGGAUGGUCCAGUUUAAAUCCAGUGAGACACAGCGCUUGCUUCUACUGAAUCUGAGGGAUUGUGCUGGGUCCAACCGCAUCGGGUUAAUGCAAAAGUGGUACCCACAAAACAAGGGAUGGACCUAUGAACUUGGACUGACUCAAACUAAAAGCUACAUUUGAUGGUGAAUAUAGAUAACUAGCCGUUUAGAGUUAGGUGGGUUCAAAUCUGUUUAGUUUAAUACUGCAUUUUUAACAUGGUUUGUACAAAAUGUUGUGAAAAAAAUAACAUUUUUAAAACAUUUUUAAUGGAAAAAUAUGUAAAAAGCUUUAGAAAGGUAUAUUGAGUGCUAGAAAAGUACAUUGUCUUGAUCCUUCUAAUCAACCUACUAACUACGUGUGAGGUGAGUGUAUGUGUGUGUGUGCGCGCGUGUGCGUGUGUGUGUGUGUGUGUCAGUCACCUUUCACCUUUCACCUUUCACAUGAGUCUAUCUGAAAGCACUUUAUGCUAAAAUGAAACAAAGUGGAUGUCUGCUUUUUAGAAUGAUUAUUUUGAAUCAUGGACUUGCACUGUUGCUCCCCCUCUCCCCUUUGAAGCGUUUGUCCAUGAUCUAAGAUCUCUGUCCUCUAGUAUCCAAUCUGUGUUUUUUUUUCUUGUUAAUUUUCAUCAAAUUGGACGUUUUAUUAGAUGUCCACCUUCAGAAAGAAAAGCUGAUUGGGCUGCCCCUGUGCUGAUUGAGGCGAGUAGUCGUGUAAAUAUGUAGAUUUGUACCUGUGCCUGACUGUGCGUUUGUAUAACUCGUGUGUUUGAUUUUUUUUUUUCCCUUCCUUUUAUCCUUAGCUGUGGUAAGAAGGGUUUUUCUUUUUCUUUUUCUUUUUUUUUUUGGAGAGUUGAUCUUAUCCUCGUCUAUAAAGAGUCUGAGAAGUUCUGAUAAUGUUUUUUUUUUUGUGUGCGUUUCUUUCCUUUCCAUUUUUUCUCUGAAACGUUUUUGUUUCUUCCGAGCAUGAAUUAAAGUUGAAAUGGAA